AAAACCCUACCCCCAACUGAAAGUUCAGUGACUCUGUAACUGACGUCAAGCUUUCUUGCUCGCUCAUGGCGGCUCAGGUAGCGAUCCUCGCACGCACCAAAAAACUAAUCCAAGCUCUAUACCCCGCCAAGUCCAUCUCCACCUUCACAUUCCUCUCCCAAGAGCCACAACUCGUGGAGGCGAGUAUCCCUGAUUCACAGCCCUCUCCCUCUCCUUUACCUCCGAACCCUGCGACGGGUAGCCCCCUUUACAAUGAGAACUGGAGGAACGCCUCUCCAAACAACCCGUCUCUGGCCCAAACUCUGGUCCCUUUGGGGUUUCUCAAUCAAACACCCGCCUCUCGUCUACAUGCUCUUUCGAGCUCUCUAGAUGUGCAAGCUAUGAUGAAUUUGUUUGCUGAUUGGAUGACACAGCAGCGGUGGCCGGAUAUGCAGCAGCUGUUUGAGUAUUGGACACGGUCGCUGGACAAGAAUGGGAAGCCGAACAAACCUGACGUUAACUUGUAUAAUCAUUAUCUGAGGGCCAAUUUGAUGAUUGGUGCGCCUGCAGCGGAUCUGUUGGAUUUGGUGGCGCAGAUGGAAGAAUUUGCUAUCACACCUAACACGGCUUCUUUUAAUUUUGUAUUGAAAGCCAUGUGUCGGGACAGGGAGACCCAGGCUGCUGAGAAGUUGCUCGAAAGGAUGUUGCAGGCAGAAAAAGAAUCUCUACCCGAUUUUGAGUCCUUUAACUUGGUUGUGGAAAUUCUGUUUGAGACAGACCAGAUUGAUGCGGCUUUAAAAUAUAUAGAUAUGGUUCUCAAAUCUGGUUAUAUGUUGUCUAUCAAUGUAUUUCAUUUAUGUGUGAGACGCUGUCUCAACCAGGGCAGACUGGAUACAUUGGUGUCCAUCAUUGAGAAGUGUAAGACAAUGGAUCAAAACAAAGCUCUCUGCCCAUCUUGGCCCACGUGCAGCGAUAUAGCUGAUGCUGCAAUGCAGGCUGAUAACAGCAAAUUGGCAUUUUAUGCCCUGGAAUUUAUGGCAAUAUGGAUUGCACGGGGUGAGAAUGCAAGGCCCCCCCUUAUGCUCUCUAUUGAUGAAGGAAUGGUUGUGUCUGCACUGGGGACUGCAGGUAGGACCUACAAUUCCACUCUCUUAGAUGCAUCAUGGGCAAUUUUGAGACGCUCAUUGCGUCAAAAAAAGGCCCCUAAUGCAGAGUCUUUUCUUGGGAAGAUUUAUGCCCAUGCAUCAUUGGGGAAUCUUCAGAGAGCGUUUAGUACUCUGCACGAGCUUGAGACUGCCCAUGGAAACUCCAACAAAGAAGCAGAAGAUGUGUUCUGUCCAUUCACAUCCUUGUAUCCAUUGGUUGUGGCAUGUUCCAAGAAAGGCUUUGAGACUUUGGACUCAGUGUAUUAUCAGCUGGAGACUUUGAGUCGUGGAGAUCCUCCUUACAAGUCUGUUGCUGCUCUAAAUUGUAUAGUUUUGGGUUGUGCAAAUAUAUGGGACCUUGACCGAGCCUACCAAACUUUUGACGCUAUUAGUUCUUCGUUUGGAUUGACUCCUGAUAUUCAUUCGUAUAAUUGUCUGAUGUCUGCCUUUGGAAGGCUCAAGAAGACAUUUGAAGCUUCGAGGGUGUUUGAGCACUUAGUAAGUAAGGGUGUCAAACCCAAUGCCAUGACAUUUACAUUGCUCGUUGAUGCUCAUCUCAUCGACCGAGAUGCAAAAGCUGCCCUCUCUGUGAUUGACGAGAUGGUAACUGCUGGAUUUGAACCUAGCAAAGAAACGCUGAAAAAAGUCAGAAGACGUUGUAUACGGGAGAUGGAUUAUGAAAGUAAUGACAAAGUAGAUUCGCUUGCUCGAAGGUUUAAGAUUCGAAUGGGGACAGAGACUCGCAGGGAUAUGCUGUUUAAUCUUCCGUCCACUACUGAAUAUGCUUCAUAGGAUCUGUGUGUAAUUGCUCUUGGAAUGUUGGCCCUCAUUUUUGGGUUUCACCAGUUCGCAUACCGUCCUACUUUGUUUUCCCUGGAGAGUUUUUCCAUGAUUGUACAUUAUACGAUAUGACUCAAUUUUGAGUAUUGGCAGGAUAGGUCUUUGACUCAUCAUGUCCUACAGCCCUUUUUCCCCAUUCUUGGUAUUCUUUUAAAAUGUAUUCUCUGUUGUUCUUCGAGGGAAACUGAAGCAGUGAAUUGUUACUCCAAAAUAUUUUUAGAUUUAGAUGAUGAUGAUGAAUAAAUGUAGGAUAUUGCAUUCGAAAAAAGAGAGAAGAAAAGACAAUUGGAUCAAUUUAAUUAUUGAUAAAAAAGAAUGUACAUUGCCAGGUUAAUGACCGUUGAUUCUGAGUUA
Tripterygium wilfordii is the source of this 2318-nucleotide messenger RNA. Its product is annotated as pentatricopeptide repeat-containing protein At1g26460, mitochondrial-like. NCBI's taxonomy places the organism in Eukaryota, Viridiplantae, Streptophyta, Magnoliopsida, Celastrales, Celastraceae. Gene Ontology annotation, molecular function: protein binding. Bases 66 to 1916 code for a protein of 616 amino acids. The record is from RefSeq and is a predicted model, not a curated record. The transcript has 7 exons.